AUGCCCUCCCGCCCGCGCGUCAUCUACUGGUUCCGGACCGACCUCCGGCUGCACGACUCACCCGCCCUCGCGGCCGCCCUCUCCCUGGACCCGGCCGUGCUGUGGCCCAUCUUCACCUGGGACCCGCACUACGUGUACCGCGCCCGAGGGGGCCUGAACCGGUGGCAGUUCCUGCUGGAUUGUCAAAAUGACUUGUCGGAGAGCAUCACCAAGCUCAACCCCAAGUCGAAGCUGUUCGUGCUCCGCGAGGGCCCGCAGACGCUGUUCCCGAAGCUGUUCAAGGCGUGGGAGGUGACGCACCUGGUCUUCGAGAAGGACACGGACGCGUACGGGCGCGAGCGGGACGAGGUGGUCAUCAAGGCGGCCGAGAAGGCCGGGGUCACGGUGAUUGUGAAGAGCGGGCGGACGCUGUGGGACAGCGACGCCGUCGUGGAGAAGCACGGCGGCAAGCCGACCAUGUCCAUGGCGCAGCUGCAGGCGGCGGGCGCCAAGGUCGGGCCCAUCGCGAAGCCGAUCCCGGCGCCGGAGGCGCUCCCGGACCCCGGCGAGAUGCCGGUGGACUUUGAGCCGACGCCGCCCAAGACGAAGCCGGACUUUAACAAGGAGCAGCGCACGGAGGGAGACUCCGCGUAUAAGAAGAUCUCUGGGCCGGACGGUGACUUUGCGAUUGAGACGAUGGAGGAGCUUGGCUUCCCGUCUGCGACGACGCCGCACCGCGGCGGAGAGACGAAGGCGCUUGCGAUGCUCGAGGAGAUCUUGAAGAAUAAGAAGUACACUGCCACGUUUGAGAAGCCCAAGACGAGCCCGGCGGCAUUUGAGCCGCAGUCGACGACGCUGCUGUCGCCGUUCCUGCACUUUGGGGCGCUGUCUGUGCGGGAAUUCUACUGGAGGGCGAAGGAGGUGAUUGAUAAAUAUAAGGGAGCUGCGAAGACACCGGAGAACCUGCUGGGCCAGCUGCUGUUCCGCGAUAUGUACUUUGCGGCGCACGCCGCGUUGGGGUAUAAAUUCACCCAGACGGCGAACAAUCCCUAUUGUCGAUUCAUCCCGUGGCACUUGCCGUCCAAGGUCGACUCCAAGACGGGGCUCAUCACUGGCGAGUACCACGUCGAUUCCAAGCAGGCCGACGAGUGGUUCAGGAGGUGGAAGUAUGGACUGACUGGGUUCCCGUGGAUCGAUGCCCUGAUGCGCCAGAUGCGAGAGGAGGGAUGGAUUCAUCACUUGGGCCGGCACUCUGUGGCCUGUUUCCUCACUCGAGGGGGGUGCUACAUCGACUGGGAGCGCGGCUGCGAGGUCUUUGAGGAGUGGCUCAUCGACCACGAGCCGGCCGCCAACGCAGGCAACUGGCAGUGGCUGAGCUGCACGGCUUUCUUCUCGCAGUACUUCCGGUGCUACAGCCCGGUGUCGUUUGGCCAGAAGUGGGAUAAGCACGGGGACUUUGUGCGGCGUUGGGUGCCGGAGCUCAAGAAGCUAGACGCCAAGUACAUUUACGAGCCGUGGAAGGCGCCGCUGCCGGAUCAGAAGAAGGCCGGCGUGCGGGUGACGGGGCGUGGGGAGAAGGCGGAAGAGGGGGUGUACCCGAAGCCCAUGUUCGACUUCAACGAACGGAGGACGAUAUGCCUCCGGGCAAUGAAGCAGGCGUACCAGGUCGGGCUUCACGGAAACGACAAGAAGGUGCGGGAUGGUAGCUGGCGGGAGCUAUUUGAGGGCGACGACACGGAGAUGAUGGACGAGUUUGAGAGUGACGACGGGGCGCGGGCGGACGACGCGGACGACGAUGAGGACGGAGCGGCCAGGGCAAAGGGCGACGAGAUCACGCCGGCCAAGCGGGCUGCCGAGGAGGGCAGCGCCGAGCAGCAUGCCGACAAGAAGCAGAAAGCGUAG
Molecule: messenger RNA, 1881 nt
Organism: Colletotrichum aenigma
Lineage: Eukaryota; Fungi; Ascomycota; Sordariomycetes; Glomerellales; Glomerellaceae
Gene: CRY2
Product: Cryptochrome-2
Exons: 2
Coding region: 1-1881 (626 amino acids)
Biological process (GO): circadian regulation of gene expression; entrainment of circadian clock by photoperiod
Cellular component (GO): cytoplasm; nucleus
Molecular function (GO): FAD binding; DNA binding
Source: RefSeq, a predicted model, not a curated record